Centrocercus urophasianus (Greater sage-grouse) is the source of this 2889-nucleotide messenger RNA. It is a transcript of the gene HOXA10, whose product is annotated as homeobox A10. Gene Ontology annotation, molecular function: RNA polymerase II cis-regulatory region sequence-specific DNA binding; DNA-binding transcription factor activity, RNA polymerase II-specific. Gene Ontology annotation, biological process: regulation of transcription by RNA polymerase II. The transcript has 2 exons. NCBI's taxonomy places the organism in Eukaryota, Metazoa, Chordata, Aves, Galliformes, Phasianidae. Gene Ontology annotation, cellular component: nucleus. The coding region runs from base 526 to 1620 and encodes 364 amino acids. The record is from RefSeq and is a predicted model, not a curated record.
AAAGAAAAGAAAAGAAAAGAAAAGAAAAGAAAAAAAGAGAGAAUCAAAUAAAACGAGCAGAGCCUGAGCAUAAAACACAGGGAGAGCCACGGCUUUAUUAAUUUCGUGACACACACACGGGCUGCUUGGGGAGGUGAGCACGGAUCGCUUCCGGAGAGCCCGACCGCGGGGAGAGAGGAGCGAUAAUAAAAGCUUCAUCUGGCCGCGGCCGCAGCCGGGGUGUCAUAAACACCGCCGCGCAGAGCGGUGCGUGGGGCAGAGCGGAGAGAUCCGGGAGCCGCCGCCUGCCCCGCUCCGGCCCUGCCCCGCCGCGCCGCUCCGCACGUGUGCGUGUGGCUGGAAAUCCAUAUCGCACAUUAAUAUCCAUCCAUAUCCCAAAUUCAGAGGUCGACCUGAGAGCAAGCUCGGUGCAUACGAAACCAGACGGGGAGGGGUUGCUGGGGAGGCCCGGGCUUCCAUUGGCUGCAAGCGUUCGCCGCGGUGCGGGGGUAUCUCUAAUCAUAUUCAGCAUGUUUUGCACAAGAAAUGUCAGCCAGGAAGGGCUAUCCGCUCCCUUCGCCAAAUUAUUCCACGACAAUGUCAUGCUCCGAGAGCCCGGCUGCAAACUCUUUCCUGGUGGACUCGUUGAUCAGCGCGGGCAGAGGGGACGCGGCGGGAGCAGGAGGCGGAGGCGGAGGAGGAGGCGGCUACUACCCGGGCAGCGGGCUCUACCUGCCACAGGCAUCCGAGCUGUCCUACGGGCUGCAGGGCUGCGGACUGUUCCCCGUCCUGGGCAAACGCAAUGAAGGUACUUCGCAAAGCAUGGUCCCCAGCACGCACCCCUACGUGUCGGGGAUGGAAGUGUGGCUAGACCCGCCCCGCUCCUGUCGCAUGGAAGAGCCGGAGAGCCAGCAGGCCACCUCGUGCUCCUUCGCUCAAAACAUUAAGGAGGAGAGCUCCUACUGCCUCUAUGACUCAGAGAAAUGCCCCAAAGGCUCGGCCGCCGCCGACCUCGCUCCCUUCCCGCGGCUGAGCGCCGAGGUCAGCCCCUCCGCCAACGGCACCGGGGUGCCGGUCCCGGGCUACUUCCGCCUCUCCCAGGCUUACGGCACCUCCAAGGGCUACGGCGCGGGGCCGGCCGGGGCGGCCCCCUUCGCUCCGCAGCCCCCCGGCCGCUUCCAGCCGCCGCCGUCGGGGCCACCCGUGCCGGAGGCGGGCAGGAGGGAGGACGAGGAGCGCUCCCCCAGCCCCUCGGCGUGCGGCUCCCAGCGGGAGGACGAGACCCGCGCUUCGUCGUCCACCGCCGAGGAGCUCUCCCCCGCGCCGUCGGAGGGCAGCAAGGCCUCUCCCGAGAAGGAGUCCGUAGGCAAUUCAAAAGGAGAAAAUGCAGCAAACUGGCUAACCGCAAAAAGUGGCCGAAAGAAACGGUGCCCCUAUACCAAGCAUCAAACUCUCGAGCUGGAAAAGGAGUUUCUGUUCAAUAUGUACCUGACUCGUGAGCGUCGCCUAGAGAUCAGCCGCACAGUCCAUCUCACAGACAGACAAGUUAAAAUCUGGUUUCAAAACCGCAGAAUGAAACUGAAGAAAAUGAACAGAGAGAAUAGGAUUCGGGAGCUCACAGCCAACUUUAAUUUCUCUUGAUGAACCUAUAAACACAUCUUUAUGGUUUAAAGAGCCAGUAUCAUUUUCCUAGGCUGUAGUCAUCCGCACCUGUAUGGAUUAACGAUUUUAGACGUUCUCAGUAUGUCCUUAAAGUCUUAAUGGCUGCUUCGGGAGCGGAAGAAAGCCAUGCUAACGCUGAGGGCCAUGUGUGAGCCUCCUCGGUUCCUGCAGCCUUCCCCGGGCCCGCUUUGCUCUUUCAAGCUUUGAAAGCCCAGAAAUAGGAUUUCAGGAGCUGCAAACAUUACCCCCCCCCCCCUCCCCCCUUCUCCCAACCCCAUGUCUCUCCGAAAAGUAAAGGCGCAUUCUUUUAAAAUAUAGGCGGUGUAACUCGGUCUGUAAGUAGCUUCGGAAUGAAUUAUUUAAGCCGUGCCAUAUUUCUAUAUAUUGGGAGCUCAGCUUUUUCUCUCUCUGUUUUCCCUGUCUCCCCCCUCCCCCUUUAUCCUUCCCAAAGCAGGACUUGCAAUAAUGAAAUGCAGGCAUCCUUUAAAAGGACUUCAUGGGAACUAGCGUUAAGAGCAAUUUUUUGUUCUUUACCUUGAAAGUCAAUAUUACGGCUUUGAAAUUGGCCAGGAAAAUGAAAUCUCUUCUCUUUAAAGAUAUAUAAAAAAAAAAGUUCGUCUCGCUCAUGGACUAAAUUAUGACACUUACCUCUGAAUUUCUCUCUCUCUUUCUGGUUGUAGAUAUUUACGUAAUGUAGUUUUGCUUAAAGAUGUGGAAUUAGUGAUUUUUUUUUUUUUUUGGUCGAUAAAUAGCGUUACCGUUGGUAGCACGGGAUAAGCACACAACGAUUCCCCCUUGAGAGAGAAAAAAAAAAAAAAAAAAAAAAAAAAAAAAAAAAACCGUAAAUUUUUCCUCACUAAUUUCACUGCAAAGUGUACAUCCUGAACAUCAAAAGGACUUUCUGAGCCAGAGCCUGAGAUAGCGAGGGAGAGUUCGUCCGUCUUCCUUUAUACUGUGAAGUUACGUGCAUCAAAGGGUCAAGCUUAUAGGUGAAAAAGAUUAGAAAAAGAUUUUAAAAAGGAGAAAGAAAGAAGGGGAAAAACUAUAAAUACAGAUAUGUAUAAAUGUCUAUUAUUAUUAAAACGCCGAUACCGUUUUAAGCAAAUGCAUUCUAUCGUUAUUAUAAAUGUUAGUUCUAGCUAUAUCUAGUUCUUACCUUAAAUCGGAAUAAAUUAAUAUUGUAAUGCUGCUGUGCGUGAAAAAGACGAUGUUUAUGUUCUCAUAGAAGAAUAAAAAAAGUGGAAUGAA